UUGAGCCUUGAGCGGUUAGUGAAAAAGUCGUCACUGUAGCGAGUGAGAGGUCCGCCCUCCUCUCUUCUCUCUCUCUCUCUCCCGUGGCUGACUUACUCUCAGUCACCUUAAGAACAAGCCCAGGCGUGAGUGACCAGCCCAGGCGUGAGUAACGUGAGUGACCAGCCCAGACGUGAGUAACGUGAGUGACCAAAAAAAAAACAUUAGAAAAUAUGACCUUUUCAAUUAACGAUAAAAACCAAACAGAAUGCAGAAAUAUAUUGAACAAAAAGUAACACAAAAGGCCAACCAAAAGAACAGAAUAAUACCAGAACGAAGAACAAAUAGAAAUAGGCAAUACUGAGACAGUCCAAGACUCAGACGCGAGAACUCUGGCUUGAUAUAAACAUGGAUUACGGGUUAUUCAUGCCCGUGCCACCUCUUGUGGUGACUAAAGCUUCAUCAAUCAAUCAUCGUAAACAAUGAGGAACUUAAAGUGAGACGCUAUACCCAGCGCUCAGGCGUGUUGUUCAGGUUCUGCUAUCAGCAAAUUUACUGAUGUUGCUGUUGACCCAAGGGAAAUGAUUCAAGGUCACGUGAUGGCUCAGGCUUAGUGCUGACGAACCUGCCACAACGUGCACACCCAAGCAACCUUCCUAACCUAAUCCAACCAAUGUAUAGAAAUCGUGGAUAUAUGAUAUACAAGGAAGAAUAACUGAAGACCUCUGCUACCCACUACCACCCACCUAAGGAUUACCCAACUUCCACCACCACUAUCACCCACCUAGCCACCACCACUACCACCCACCUAGCCACCACCACUACCCACUGCCUCACCACUGUGGUGCAUGCUAAGGGGGUCCACUUACAAUGCUGUUCUCACCCGCGCCACUGUUUCCUGUGGUUGGUCCACCUGAAGCAAAGCAAGAAGUUCUCAAUCAACUUCGUGUACCCUCAGAGUUUCGCCUACCCCAAUGGCAGCCACCACCACUGCAGCUGCUGCGUCUACUACAGUAGGAGCUGAUGGUACUCGAACCCCUGUCUCACCGAUGCUUGUGUCGAUUUCACCAGCCACCACCACCACCACCACUCCUAAUCUCACCACAACCACUAUAACCACCUCCAAUCACAACAACAACCGCACCCCAACAACCAGGACCACCCAAGCAAACACCACUACCACUACUACUAACACCAGUUCCGGAACCAUCCGGCCCCCCACCACCAUCGCUACACGUACACCCACUACCGCUACCACCUCCUCACGUACACCCACCACCCCUACCACCUCCACACGUACACCCACCACCCCUACCACCUCCACACGCACACCCACCACCCCUACCACCUCCUCACGUACACCCACCACCCCUACAACCACCACCACGCGCACCACCAACACUACCACCACCACUACCACCAGUACUACACACCUCUCCCCGUGGUCAGGUUCCACCACCUCUUCCACUCACAAGAAAAACACAUAUGAUUCCAGACUUGUAGUGCUUGGAGCCCCAGCAGUCGGGAAAUCUGCUCUGGUGGUUCGACUCCUGACUGGGCGGUUCAUCUGGGAGUACGACCCGACGCUGGAGGCCGCCUACCGUCACCACACGACCAUAGACGACGACCCAGCCGUCAUGCACAUCUACGACACCGCUGGUCAGGAGGAGGGCUUGGUCAACGAGGGCCACGCUCGCUGGGGCGACGGCUUCCUCCUGGCCUUCAGCAUCACAGACAGACGCAGCUUCGCGGCCAUCACCAGCAUCCACGCCGCCGUGGCCGCGGCCAGACACACACCCAACUUCUCCUGCGUUAUCGUCGCCAACAAGAACGAUUUAGGUCACCUGGCGGAGGUGAGCGAAGAGGAGGCGAAUGAAUUAGCAGGAGAGCUCGGUGCUUCGCUCUUUCUGACGUCCGCGUGUGACGGAGGUCCCACUAUCCAGGCCGCCUUCUUCGAGCUUCACAGGGACGUGGUGCGGCGACGGUGGUCACGCCGAAGACGCUCUUCUGCAAAGACCGUCAUUGAGGGCUUCUACAAGAUGUUUUCCCGUUGACACCGCCGGCAACCCUGGCUGUGUUUUCAUGUGUACACGGCGGAACAUUUUGGUCAGAUGUACCACCGAGAAACAGAGGUUCAAAAUAUAUUUUCUACAAGGUGUACUCCCCCUCAGGCACAAUGGGCGAUGUGAUAUACCGUCUAUAGUUAUUUUAUUGUGACAAAUCUACAGCCCAUAUUGUAUUGCAAAUUAUACAGCUAUCAAUCGUGCAUUUGCAAAUUGUACAAACAAUAAUUACACACUAAAAGUUUUCUUUCCCCAUAUUAAAAAAGAAUCUGUCGAUAAUCCCGUUUACAAAAUGUGUACCUGUAUAAGUGUAAGAUGUUCUACCUGUGCCUAUGUCUCAACUUGCAAGAUGUGCCACCUGUUCCUGUGAGAUGUACUACCUGUACUUGCAAGAUGUAUCACCUCUACCUGAACUUGCAAGAUGUAUCACCUCUACCUGAACUUGCAAGAUGUAUCACCUCUACCUGAACUUGCAAGCUGUAUCACCAGUUACCAUUACAGUCGAGCGUAACACUGCGCACGACCCGCCAAGCAUCUUGUUGCAAAAGGCAAUAUCUUAAGACAUACCUGAUAAAACCCACCAGUUAAGACAGACGUAACUCCUUAUGAGCCCAUAAGACCCACCAAUAGUGAGAAUCUACAAAACCCACCAAUUGUAGUUAGAAAUCCAAAGUACUCCUGGUAUUAACUAUAUAUCUUCUGGUACUCCUAAGAGUUGGUCCCAAUAGUAACUCCUCCCCAAAACCCCUGUAAGAGUACCUUUAAAGUAUUGUAAACUGUACCUUUAAAGUACAGGAAAAAUACAAGUAAGACAAGAUGUAUUUUAUAUCUUGUUUCAAAAUACAAUACAAGAUACAGCUCCCACAGUUAGAGGGAGUAAAGCCCAUCAAUCAUACGAACUAAACUCAGAGUUACGACGUGUUAAAGUACGGCUAGAAACUAAUAAGUGUUCCUCAUCUAUAUAGAGAAAAAAGCUAAAGCUAUAGAGAGAAUAAAGCUAUGUUGACUAGACCACACACUAGAAGGUGAAGGGACGACGACGUUUCGGUCCGUCCUGGACCAUUCACAAUCGACUUGAGAAUGGUCCAGGACGGACCGAAACGUCGUUGUCCCUUCACCUUAGAGUGUGUGUUGUCUGGUCAACAUACUUUAGCCACGUUAUUGUGACUCAUCGCCUGCAGAAUAAAGCUAUAGAGAAAGUAGCAGGAAAGUACAUGCACAAACCACCAAUCACUCUUGACUUCCUGUUCAUUACCAAGUGUUGACAAUGUCCGAUAUAUGAAAGACCUGACUUGUAAUUUACAACUUUUGGGUAUGUUUAAUAAUAAUAAUAAAAAUAAUAAAAAUAAAAA
Molecule: messenger RNA, 3394 nt
Organism: Procambarus clarkii (red swamp crayfish)
Lineage: Eukaryota; Metazoa; Arthropoda; Malacostraca; Decapoda; Cambaridae
Source: RefSeq, a predicted model, not a curated record